GUCAAUGUCAAACUGUAUAAAAACAAGCGUCUAUGUCGAUUUGUUGUGUAAAUUCGAUCAAAAUAUACCAAAAACUAUCGUUUAAUUGCAAGAAAAUCAUUAUAAAAUAUUAUUCAAGGUGUUAAAUAUAUAAUAACUUCAAAAUGAGCUCUAUACAAGAGCGUUUGCAGCUCAAACGUGUACCAUUAGAUACUUGGAAUGUGAGAGAGCAGUUGUGUCUUGCUUCCGCGGUUGUAAGAAGCGGAGAUCAGAACUGGAUGUCAGUUUCCCGCGCUUUAAAAACUAUUGGCGAGCCAAACAGACCACCAGACUGGUAUUCUCAAAAGAGCUGUGCAGCUCAAUACGGAGCUCUUCUCGAACAUGUGGAGACGCCAAAGCGCAAGAAACGAAGCUCAGAAGGUGCGGUGGAAACUCCGCAGGAAAGUAUAUGGAAGAGGUUGAUGCAGGAACGCAUUGCAGAGAUACAGAAACAGUUGGCGGAGAUGCAACAACAGUAUGAUCAGGGAAAGGACAUCGUACAAGAACUACGUAACCCGGCUACUUCAGAUGAUAGGAUAAGGGAACUCUAUGCCAAUAUGGAAGCGAGGAACAGAGCGAGAGAGCGAGAGCAAGCGAGGCGCGCGGCCUGGUUGAAAGAAAGAGACGAAAAACGUGCCAGAGCUGAUCGCGCUUGGAAACCUAUGUUGAAUAACAAUACCACGCCGAACCAGCCUACACCGUCGUCUCCCGCCCCCCCAGCGUCUCCCCUACUGACGUCGCUGCUCAAAUCUUCACCAGUCGUGACAACCCCCCAACACAUCUCGCAUCCAGCCAACUGUGUCGAAACAGUAUCCCCAUCAGUGACAGCGCCAACGCUAUCGAUGCUUCUGGAGAAGUCAGCUUCGGGGACCAGUCAGCAUGAAAGCAAACAUGCAGCUAUUGAGCAUAUCAAGAGUCAACUGGUUCAAAUUGAGCAACAACUUAAAGCAAACACGCCACCGGUCCUAUCAACGACCGCCCAGCCGUCCCAGGCUCCUCCUCUGGACCUGGAUGACAUCGAAAUCAAAGCUGAAGACGUUUACGCGUUCAGGGAUAUCGACAUUCAUAUUCCACCAGUCGCCACCAUGCAUAAACCUGGUACAAGUUCCAGGCCCCCUGAUAAGCCGGCUGGUCCAGCUGGCAAGGAAGAAGAGCAGGUUCAGUCCCCCGCUGUGGCAGGGGAAGGGCCAGUUAUCGUGGACGAACAAGUCAUUAAGGUGGAACCAGAUCAAAUGGUAGUUGAACCUGUCGAAGAGGAAAUACUUCAGGAGGAGAUUGAAACUGAACCUGUACAUCCAGCCGUCCAACCAGCUAGGAUUACGAAAGAGAAUACACCGGAAGCAGAAGUCAAGAUCGCCUUCCCAGAAGUGAAAUUCCCGACCACGGAAAUUAAAGUUAUACAGCCAGAAGAUCACAAGAUUAAAGAAGAAAUAAAAGAACCAGAGCCGCCGACAGAAGUGACGCCAGAAGUAGAGACGGUGGAAGAAGAAUUAGUCACAGUAGACGACACUCCUCAAAUCGUUGAAGAAGAAAGCGUAAUACAAGAAGACCCGACUCCUCUACCGGCAGAAGAAGAGAAGCCAGAAGACCCCCCUGUAGAAGUUGAACAGACCACAGAAGAGAUAGAGGCAGUUGAACCAACGGUAGAGAUUCCACCGGAAACUAUACCAUUGCCACCGGAACCGGAAAUAGAGCCUGUGGUCGAGACUGAGACUCAAGUCGUCGAAGAGCCCCCACCACCCCCAAAAGAAGAGCCGCAAAUCCCAUCUUUACCUGAACCAGUACACGCAGACAACAUAGAGAGGGAGUUAGAAAUGAUGGAAAAAGGAGAAGAAGUAAUCAGAGAAGAACAGAAGACCGCAGAAGAGGUUAAGAAGGAUGAAGAGUCUGAGGACUCGAUCCCUCUAAAAGAGAUGAUAAAAGAAGAAUCUCUCCCCGUCGCUCAAGAAGCAGAAGUGAAAGAAGAAAGAGAGAAGACUGAUGUAGAAGACGCGCAUACUGAGACAGAUGAUGAUACGCCUAUGGAGUUGAGCAGAGAAGAAGAGAAAGAUGGCAAGAAGAAGAGGGAUUACUCGCGCAAGAAGAAAUCGGAUUCUAGAACUUGCUCAGGGUCUGAGAGCGCGGCGGAGGCCAGCGGGGCGGAGUCCCCGGGGGGCUGCGACGUUGACAGACAGCAUCGCUUGUGGAAGAAGUCCGUCAUGCUCGUCUACAGCAGGUUAUGCACUCACAAGUAUGCGUCGCUGUUUCUUCGCCCCAUCAGCGAUGAAGAGGCUCCAGGGUACAGCAUGGUGGUCAAACGACCCAUGGACCUCACGACCAUCAGGAAAAACAUCGACUCCGGCGUUAUAAGGACCACAGCGCAGUUUCAACGUGACGUGCUACUAAUGCUAUCGAACGCUCUCAUGUAUAACAGUAGUGAACACAGCGUGUACACUAUGGCCAAGGAUAUGCAUGCCGAGGCUCAAGGCCAACUAGGCAUGUUGCUAGCAGCGCAGGCGCACGCAGGCCUAGUACACUCCGCCCCAGCUAGACGGAAGCGACGACGGGAACACUCACCUAACUUGCAGGGUCAUAAGCGACAACAUUAAGCUCUGGUCCAUCAGUUCAGUGCCCGGUUUGGUGGUUGGACCUAACGCUACAGAGCUGCCAUCUCUCGGAACGUUUCAGAAAACCUUCAUUCUGUAUACACCAACUCGAUUUCGUUAGAAGGCCAGAGUUAAUAAUACAUAUAGUCGAUCUCAAUCAUUGCUUGCAAAAUAGACUUUAAUUUCUUUCGAAAAUUUUAGAUCGAUUCACAGAUUUUCAAUAAAGAUCAGUUAUUAUAAGGAACUUCUGUUUUUUUUUUGCUCACAUCACAUCAUCAACUUAUAAGUGCAUACAGCUAAGCAAAGGCCUCUUCUCACACGGAGAAGGUUUGAGCAUUAAUCACGGCGCUCGCUCAAGGCGGAUUGCCGAUGUCAAACUUAUAAUUAGAAAUUACAAGUCCAGGUUUCCUCACGAUGUUUUCCUUCACCGUAUGUCAGUGGUGUCUAAAUAAUCAUAGAAAGUACAUAUAACUCGGAAAAAGUCACAUUGGUACUUGCCAGGCUUCGAAGCCUUAAACUUAAGAUCUCUCGUCCUAUCGUCAAAUAAGUCAAAAAUUCUAAUCAUAUAUUUCAAACGCGACUCCGUUCGCGUGGAGUAGUGACUU
Messenger RNA from Spodoptera exigua (beet armyworm), 3208 nucleotides. The record is from the annotation of a GenBank genome assembly. Lineage: Eukaryota; Metazoa; Arthropoda; Insecta; Lepidoptera; Noctuidae.